Molecule: messenger RNA, 3492 nt
Organism: Patiria miniata (bat star)
Lineage: Eukaryota; Metazoa; Echinodermata; Asteroidea; Valvatida; Asterinidae
Gene: nbn
Product: nibrin-like
Exons: 16
Coding region: 110-2464 (784 amino acids)
Biological process (GO): double-strand break repair via homologous recombination; mitotic G2 DNA damage checkpoint signaling
Cellular component (GO): Mre11 complex
Molecular function (GO): damaged DNA binding; protein binding
Source: RefSeq, a predicted model, not a curated record
UGUUCGAUGCGCGCGGAAUGCAUGAACAUUUCAGUCAAAAUCAAAUGCAAACUUUUCAGUUUGGGGGCUAAUGAUUAGAUAGUUUUACGUUAUUUAAUCAUACCAAACUAUGUGGCUUUUAGAAAACAUACGAGUGCCAGGUGAUAGUUUCUACCUCCUGGAGGGACAGAAUUACACAGUUGGCCGCAAAGAUUGUAAGAUUCUGGUUCUAAACGAUAGCUCUGUGAGUCGUAAACAUGCAACGCUGACUGUGACGUAUUCCGAUGCCAGCCUGAGUAAACCUGAAAUAAAGCCUGUCCUUACCUUGAUUGACUCCUCCAAGUUUGGCUCAUUGAGAAAUGGGAGCAAGAUGGGCAUUGGCAGCAAUACAAACCUUGAAGAUGGGGACCUUAUCGUGUUUGGUGCUAUGAACUCCAAUCAGUGGAAAGUGACGUAUAAACCACUGGUCGUAGCUUUCUCAUCUCUGCCCUCUGCCGACAAGAGGUCUUUGAAGUCGCUGAUCCGUAAAUUGGGAGGGCAUGUGGUUCCUGAGUGGAGUAAAGAAUGCACGCACCUGAUCAUGACUCAGCUGACUGUCACCAUCAAGGUUAUUGGUGCCUUGGUGACGUGUCGACCCAUUGUCACUCCAGAGUAUUUACGCAAGUUGGAAGGAGCAGCCUGCAACAACACACCGAUGCCUGAUCCUUCUGACUUUCAGCCAGUUAUAGCAGAAACGGCCAUCAAAGAGGAUGAUGUAUCAUUCCAGGCAAACACGCAUCGCAAGACACUCUUCCAAGGAAAAACAAUGAUGUUCCUUGCUCAAAAACAGUUCAAGCAGCUGGCUCAGACUGUGAAGCUCGCUGGAGGUAAGGCGUUGCUGGUAGAGGAGGGAGUGACAAGCAGAGAAGAGGAUCUCCUGGUAGAUCCUAACACCCUCGUCAUGUAUGCGGAUCCUCAGGAUCAGAGUCAGGUCAUGACCCAGGCAGGUCAGGAAUGGGUCACGGAGGUCAUGGAGCUCCUGAAAAGGAAUGGCCUACGUCCCAUCCCCCAGUCUGAGUUUGGUCUAGCUGUGCUGUAUGCAUCCACCAAGGUCCACUGUAAUCCCAGAGUGGCUCAAGCUGGCCUGACCUUCAUUCAUCCAGUGGCCGCUCCCUCGCUCACAACUCAAGACGUGUUAGCUUCCGAGACUCAGCUGUCUGAGAUGGCUAGGCCCCACCCUGCCACGAGAAGCAAGCCAAAUGCAUCCAAGAGUGCCCUAGAGUCCAUUGACCAGAAGGAGAAGACAGACAAAAUUGCAGACAAAUCGGGGCAUACUCCAUCCAAGAAAAGGUUGCGAGAUGAUGACACAGCCAACUUUACCUCGCCAGCCAAAGUCCUUAGGAGGGAACCGGGCAAGUCAAACAAACCUCCCUCAACACCAGAGACUGUGCCACAGACAGCAAGAACCAACGGCGGUCCUGUCCCUGGAACAUCUCCAGAGCUGCCGUACAUAGGCAAGCCAGCAUCCCGACUCGGGGAACAACGGCCCGGUGGGUUUGUGGACUGCAAAGACAAAGCACAAGAGAGUAGCAAAGUCUCAUCUGAUGCAAAGAAACAAGACAACGUAGCAGUAUGUACUCGGAAUCGGUUGAGCAGAAAUCCUCUGAAGGGUAGGAAGAGAUACAAAACAGCUGGCAUAGACGACUCAGCAUACCCUGGGUCUUCUAUAGAUGAUGACAUUAUCUCACCCUCGGAAAGGAUAAGUGAGGGUAGAUCGAAGAUCAAGAAAGAGAUUGAAAGUCCUAAUUCGCAUCGGGGAGAUCCAGCAUGUACUUACCUUGACCCAGUCAAGGAGACUGUCGAGUCCAUCAUUGAUGAGACUGAGGACAGUGUGAUCCCCCCAUCAGGGGUCAGUGUGAGAGGCAGGAGGUUGGGUGGUAGAGUACAGGAUUUGGUUGUUAUGGAAACUGAUGAGGUCAGAGAGGAUGAGGAUAGAGGAGCGGAGCAGGGGAUGUGGAAGAAGAGAACCAAGAAGUCUAGACAUACAGAGGAGGAUAACCAAGUGAAUGAUGAGAUGAAUGCUGAUUCCAGCUCUAGGAGAACAUACCCAGCCCAGGUCAUACCUACAGGUUACAUCACCGCUAACAAGACAAUCAAGUCGGAACCGACAAGCCCUCAAGACCCCAGCCUGCCCGUCGACGUUGCUGUGGUUGAACAGGUAGCCUUGGCUAUCAGGAGACCUGCGGUGAAUGGAACUCGCUCAACAGCUGGAAGGAAAGGAGUCAACAACUUCAAGAAGUUCAAAAAGGCAAGCUAUGCGGGCCAGCACAGCAUGCCCCGCAUCAUCGGUGGCUCUGACCUAGAGCAUCAUGGGAUUGGACACAUCCGAGAAGCAGAGGAGAUGAUGGAACGAGAGCGAGAGACACUACGUAAACGACAUAAAGAAAAGGAUCUGGCCGAUCAACUGUUUGACUGGGACCCAAGACCCUCCAAACGACGCCGCUAGAAACUCGCACACUUCUAAACUUUCCAUAGAUCCUUUGCCGGAAGAACAAGAGUCUAUCGAUAUCUUACAUGGUUGCACAACUCAACAGAGCACCAAGUUCCACAAACAUCAAACGUCCUGCCGCACAAGAUCAUAUCAAUUCCAAGAGGAGCAAAAAUCACUUUAAUUCCUGUUUUGCCACACAAAAAAAUGACCAAAGAAUAUUGUGGUCCACUACACUCUAAUUUCAAUCCACUGCCCUUAAACUAAAUGGGAGUGUUAAAUCUUAGCAGGGAGGAUGGGCGAAGAGACUUACGUUUUGCUGUUCCAUGUUCAUUGCUCAUCUGUCAAAAUUGUCUAAAUUUGAGAAUCGGGAUCAUAUCGAUUUCAAGAGGAGCAAAAAUCAAAUCAAUUCCUGUUUUACCCAAAAAAAACCUGACCAAAGAACCAUUGUAGUACACUGCACCCUAAUUUCAAUCCACUGCCCUUAAACUAAAUGGGGGUGUUAAAUCUUAGCAGGGAGGAUGGGCGAAGAGAUUCGUUUGCUGUUCCAUGUUCAUUGCUCAUCUGUCAAAAUUGUCUAAAUUUGAGAAUCAGUGCAUGCGUGUACCAUUUAUGGGGUUGUUUUGCCUUGCAACAAGAGGGUAGUAGGAUGGUUCCCAGUCCCAGUUUAUUUUACUCUCCCUAUCCAACAUUGGAUAGUGUGGGCCUAGUGGUUACGGUUCCAGACUCGUGAUCACAGGGUCAAGAGUUCAAAUCCAGCUGCUGGUCAUACGUUGUGUCCUUUGGCAAGCCAUCUCACCCCCACUUGCCUCUCUCCACCCAGGAGUACAAAUGGAUACCGGCAUUAACUUGGGAGUGACCUGUGAUUGGACUGACAUUCAAUCCAGGGGGAGUAGAAAUAUUCUCAGUCGCUUCAUGCCACUUAAAGUGGAGAUAAACACCGGCCUGAUGGGCCAUAUUGGCUCUUGAUAGACUUUACUUUUUACAUAAGCAUAUGGGCCUGAACAAAUGAAAUACAACUACUGACUCACUGAGGACUCACUAGA